UAGGCUGGAGGGACAUUUAGCGCCUGGCACUGAUGGUGGUGACAGCUUGGAUGUAACCAAGGUGGCCCAGGAGCCCCUAGAGCCCUCCGUGGGGACAGCUCUGUGCCCACCCAGGGCCUCUGCUUCCUGCAAGCUCCCUCAGGCGUGGCCUCAGUACUCCUAUGACACCCUGUGUGACUUCUGGGUAUUUCUUGGCCUCUCUGGGCCUGGUUCUGGGCCUCACCAAGAGCAUGAGGGGUUGCCCUAGAAGACCCCACUCGCGGCCCCUGUCCUUCCCUGGGAAAGUUGGGGCAAGGAGACCACAGCCUCUGCCUACGAGAGGGGCCCUUGGGAUCUGAUCCUCCUGGCUCCAGCCUUGGAGUCUGAGCCCCCAGCGUGGGCUAAGGCUGCCCGGGGCCUUGGGGACAAACAGCCUCUCAGCAGGAAGGUGUGCUGGUCAAGAGGGCAGGGCCUGGAGGGGGGCUGCUUCGAGUCCUAGCUCUGUCCCUUCCUGCGGUGCAGCCUGGGGCACGUGGGCUUGCCUCUCUGGUGUGAGGCUGAACCACUGGGGCAGGGACGUGGACGAGGGCACGGGACUCAGGGUCACCGGGCCACCAAACACUGCCUGCGGCAGGCUGGCUUUCCCCGGACACCCAUCGCCACUGCAUGGGUGCUGUGUUUGGCCGCGCCCAGGCUUGGUGGGAGCUGCUUUGCAAGACCCUGGGGGCAGCUGCUCCUGCCUGUGAUCCCAGCACUCGAGAGGCUGAGGAGGAGCAUCACCACGAGUUCAAGGCCAGCCUGGGCUACAUACCGCAAUGUGGGACGCACAUGGCCACCAACACCUGCUUCACAUGGGCGUCAUGGGAAGGCGGCAGCAGAAACACGAAUCCGGGGCAAAGCCUUGGAAGGGUCCCGGGAACCCACAGGGGUCCUUGGGCCACACUUGGAGAGCCGCUGUGCUCCCCCAGCGGGAAACACCCCAUCCCACCAAAGCUGCUGCUGACCCUCCAGGAGUGAUGGGCCAGGUGAUGACACAGCACAGGCUGGAUUCCAUCUCUGCCACUGCCUGCCUGUGUCCUUCGGCAGGUCCCUUAGCUUCCUUGUGCCUUGAUUUUCCCAUCUGUAAAAUGGGGAUAGCAAGACUCACUGUGGGCUGGGUGGAGCACAGUGUGAAAUCAGAGGGUCUAGUCACAGCAGUGCUUCAUCCUCUCAUGCUCCUUCCUGCCACAGGGCCUUUGCAGAGGCUGCCGUGCCUGUUGAAACCUCUUCCCACCAGGCAGCGCCAGCGACUCCUCCUCACUCUCAGCUCAAGUGCUGCCUUCCAUGACCUCUCUAAAUGGCCCACAGUCAUCGGAGGAUCCAGGGAGGAUGAAGUGUUUCCUGAAGGCUGCGAGCCCAACUGCUCCUUUGCCCUUUGCCAUGGCAGCUGGCUGACAGAAUAUGCCCCUCUGUCCCAGAGUCCUGCUGCCACUCUCCCUCCAGGGGACGCCUCGCCCCACCCCCAAGCCAGCCUCAUGCUCAGCUGCACCAUCACUCCCUAUUCAGCACCCCACCCCUGCCCCCCAGGCAGUGAGUCCUCAAAGGCCCAGACUCCUCCUCCAUCUCUCUGCUGCUUUAGGACCAGCGCUGCGCCCAGCCCAUGUUAAAACACGUAGAGCGAUUCUAGCCUCAUUCUGUUCACAUGAGGAAAAUCCCUUAGAAUGUGCACCUACCGCACCAGAACCUUCUGUCAACGGAAGGAGAUGACCGAUCUCUGCUCUCUGCUUGGAUUCUUCUGACCAAUUCUCAAGGGCCCAAAGUAUUUACCGAAUUUUUUUAAGUGUUUGUUUUUCUGAUUUUGACAACAAUACAUGCUUGUUGGAAAACUA
Messenger RNA from Chinchilla lanigera (long-tailed chinchilla), 1847 nucleotides. RefSeq lists its product as uncharacterized. Lineage: Eukaryota; Metazoa; Chordata; Mammalia; Rodentia; Chinchillidae. The coding region runs from base 795 to 1625 and encodes 276 amino acids. The record is from RefSeq and is a predicted model, not a curated record. The transcript has 4 exons.